AUGAAAAAAUAUGCAUUUGGUCAAAGUAUGCAAACUAUAUACGUCAUGUAUGUAAAUGAGGAAUUGAAUAAAGUUGCUGACCGUGGAUUGGAGGCAGCUUUAGAAUACGUUUCCAAAACACCACAGCUUGGAAUGAAAAUUGAAUUAAAACGUGACUUAGGCAACCGUAUUGAAACUUUAGGAAGACUUGCGUCUCUUUGUACAACUUAUAACAAAUUAGUUAAUGAGGAAACACCGCCACAUGUUGUCUUGGAUAUGACAAUGACUAGUUAUGCAUCCGAAACAGUAAAAGCAUUCACAUCAUCUUUAUCAAUACCAACAAUAACAGCAUCAUUUGGUCAAGCUGGUGAUUUAAGAUUAUGGCGAAAUUUACAAGAUGAAGAAAAAAAUUAUCUUGUACAAAUCAUGCCACCGGCUGAUGUAAUACCAGAAAUUAUACGAACAAUUGUUCGAAAACAAAAAAUUGCUAAUGCAGUCAUAUUAUUUGACGAUUCUUUUGUUAUGGAUCACAAAUAUAAAUCACUUUUACAAAAUAUUCCAACACGGCAUUUAAUUACUCAACUUCAUGAACCAACUAAAGUUAAAGAACAAUUACAACGAUUACGUAAUUUAGAUUUUGUUAAUUUUUUCGUUUUGGGAAGUUUAUUUAGUAUUAAAAAUGUACUAGAUAAUGCCGAUCAAAUAAAUUUUUUUGGUAAAAAAUUUGCAUGGUAUGCCAUCACUCAAAAUAAAGGUGAUUUGAAAGCGAAUUGUAAAAAUGCCACGAUUAUUUAUGUAAAACCAAUACUGGAUCCUAAAAGUUUAGGUCAUUUUGAAAAUAUCAAAACAUCAUUCAAAUUAAAUGAAUUAGAUGAUCAACCAGAGAUUGCUUCAGCUUUUUAUUUUGAUUUAUCUUUACGUACAUUUUUGACUAUUAGAGAUACGCUCAAUAAUGGCUCCUAUUUGACAAAUUACACUUUUCUAGAAUGUGGUGAUUUUGAUGGUCAUAAUACACCAACUCGAUAUGGUCUGGAUUUACGAAAAGCAUUAAAAGAGAACCGAAGUUUGAUGCCUACAUAUGGUCCCAUAAAUGUAACAUCAAAUGGUGAAAGUCAAAUGGAAUUUACGAUGCAGUUAACAGCAAUCAGUAUUCGUGAAGGUGUAAAUGAAAAUAUCAAAUUUUUAGGAACUUGGAAAGCUGGAUUAAACAAUGAAUUGAAUUUAGUCAAAGCGAAUGCAAUGAGUAAUUAUACAGCUGAUAUAGUUUAUCGUGUCGUGACAGUUUUGCAAAAACCUUUUGUAAUGGUAGAUGAAAAUGCACCGAAAAAAUAUUCCGGUUAUUGCAUCGAUUUAAUUGAUAAAAUUGCUGAAAUAUUAAGAUUUGAUUAUGAAAUUUACACUCAUCCUGAUGGAAAAUUUGGUAAUAUGGAUAAUGACGGUAAUUGGAAUGGAAUCGUACGGGAAUUAAUAGCCAAAAAAGCCGAUAUUGGUUUGGGAUCAAUGUCAGUUAUGGCAGAACGUGAAAAUGUCAUUGAUUUCACAGUACCCUUCUACGAUUUAGUAGGUAUUACUAUUUUGAUGAAUAAACCUAAAGAUCCUACUUCACUGUUUACAUUUAUGGCUGUUUUGGAAAACGAAGUAUGGCUUUGUAUUUUGGCAUUAUAUUGUUUUGCUAGUUUUCUAAUGUGGGUGUUUGAUCGUUGGAGUCCGUACAGUUACCAAAAUAAUCGGAAAAAAUAUAAAAAUGAUGAAGAAAAACGGGUAUUUAGUGUGAAGGAAUGCUUAUGGUUUUGUAUGACAUCGUUAACUCCACAAGGUGGUGGUGAAACUCCUAAAAAUGUAUCUGGUUGUUUAGUCGCUGCUACGUGGUGGCUUUUUGGAUUUAUUAUUAUUUCUUCUUAUACGGCAAAUUUAGCAGCAUUCUUAACUGUAACUCGUUUAGAAACACCAAUUGAAUCGUUAGAUGAUUUGGCAAAGCAAUAUAAAAUACAAUAUGCACCACUAAAUGGAUCUGCUGCGAUGAUCUAUUUUGAAAGAAUGGCAAAUAUUGAAGCAAAGUUUUAUGAAAUUUGGAAAGAUAUGAGUUUAAACGAUAGCUUAUCACCGGUUGAACGGUCAAAAUUAGCGGUUUGGGAUUAUCCAGUCAGUGAUAAGUAUACAAAAAUGUGGCAAACUAUGAAAAAAGCUGGUUUACCAAAUACAUUAGAGGAAGCGGUUGCUAAAGUUGUAAAAUCUCAAUCAUCAAGUGAUGGGUUUGCUUAUUUGGGAGAUGCAACUGAUAUACGUUAUCUUCAAUUAACCAAUUGUGAUUUACAAAUGGUUGGUGAAGAAUUUUCUCGUAAACCGUAUGCAAUUGCGGUUCAACAAGGAUCUCCAUUAAAGGACCAAUUUAAUACUGCUAUUUUAGAACUAUUAAAUAAAAGAGAACUAGAAAGGUUAAAAGAAAAAUGGUGGAAUAGUAAUCCCGAAGCGAAAAGCUGUGUUAAAAACGAAGAUAAGACGGGUGAUGGCAUUUACAUUGAAAACAUAGGAGGUGUUUUUAUUGUUAUCUUUGCUGGGGUUGGAUUGGCUUGCAUUACAUUAGGCUUUGAGUAUUGGUGGUACAAAUAUCGAAAAGGAUCAUCGAAAGGAAUUGAUGUACAAGAGGAGAAUUCGGACCCUACAAAAGCUUCAAAUAUACAACAAACAGAACGUGGUUUGGAUCCUGAUAUGAAUGUUGGUUUUCGAUCACGACAAAUUUAUCCACAAGAAAUAGCAACUAAUGACUGA
This is a messenger RNA of Chrysoperla carnea, 2748 nucleotides long. Its product is annotated as ionotropic receptor 25a-like. Lineage: Eukaryota; Metazoa; Arthropoda; Insecta; Neuroptera; Chrysopidae. The record is from RefSeq and is a predicted model, not a curated record. Gene Ontology annotation, cellular component: postsynaptic membrane; plasma membrane. Gene Ontology annotation, biological process: modulation of chemical synaptic transmission; monoatomic ion transport; synaptic transmission, glutamatergic. The transcript has 9 exons. Gene Ontology annotation, molecular function: transmitter-gated monoatomic ion channel activity involved in regulation of postsynaptic membrane potential; glutamate-gated receptor activity. Bases 1 to 2748 code for a protein of 915 amino acids.